GAAUUUACUUAUGCUGUCGCCAGCUACAGCAAUGCGUCACCUCAUUCAUCAUACUACAAUGUCGGCUCCAUGCACCCCUCCUCAGCGACGGCACCUUUCACGCGACAAACGACUACAAGUACAGACCCUACAUCUCACAUGGCAUACGCAAACUGAGAUAUCCCGCCUCCUUAAUAUAUCACGCAGACAGGUUGCCUAUGCAAUUGCUAGUGAACGCGUCACAUCUCGAAAGUGAAAUGGCCGACCCCGGAAGCUGACUGAUGCUCAGAUUGAUGAGCUUGAAAACUAUAUACGCUCAUCACGAGCUGCACAACAGAUGAGCUAUCUAGCUCUUGCUGAAGGUCCCUUUGAGGCUUGGGGAGUUAGUCAAUAUGCAAUACGAGGUGCUCUUCGAAGUAGAGGGUACACACGCUAUGUAGCUCGUACAAAGCCACCUCUUUCUGAGCAGAAUCAACAGAUACGGCUCGAAUGGGCAGAAGCUCAUAAAGACUGGGAGCCCAGGCAGUGGUGGGCCAUCCUCUAGAGUGACGAAACCUGGGUCACAGGUGGCAGGCACCGGAAGGUCUGGGUGACUAGAAAAACUGGUGAAGAACUUGAGCUGACCUGUAUCGUGGAAAAGGUGUGUAAGAAGCAUGGGUGGAUGUUCUGGGCCUGUUUCUCUGGUAUCUCAAAGGGGCCUUGCUUAUUCUGGGAGAAGGAGUGGGGGAGUAUUAACAAGGAGAGCUACU
Molecule: messenger RNA, 728 nt
Organism: Westerdykella ornata
Lineage: Eukaryota; Fungi; Ascomycota; Dothideomycetes; Pleosporales; Sporormiaceae
Exons: 1
Coding region: 59-235 (58 amino acids)
Source: RefSeq, a predicted model, not a curated record